UAUUAAAAGUUACCAUGACCUUUGUAACUCUCAAUAAUGGAGCUAAAAUGCCAAUUGUUGGACUGGGAACAUGGAGGUCUGCUCCAGGUGAGGUCACAGAGGCCGUGAAGGCAGCCAUUCUGGUUGGCUACCACCACAUCGAUGGGGCCCAUGUCUAUGAAAAUGAGAAUGAAGUUGGGGACGGAGUCGAUGCCAUGAUUAACCAAGGAGUGGUGAAGAGAGAGGACCUAUUCAUAGUCAGCAAG
Messenger RNA from Sinocyclocheilus grahami, 245 nucleotides. Its product is annotated as aldose reductase-like. The annotation marks the transcript as partial. NCBI's taxonomy places the organism in Eukaryota, Metazoa, Chordata, Actinopteri, Cypriniformes, Cyprinidae. The transcript is spliced from 2 exons. The record is from RefSeq and is a predicted model, not a curated record. Gene Ontology annotation, molecular function: oxidoreductase activity.